This is a messenger RNA of Dalotia coriaria, 1874 nucleotides long. RefSeq lists its product as uncharacterized. The record is from RefSeq and is a predicted model, not a curated record. NCBI's taxonomy places the organism in Eukaryota, Metazoa, Arthropoda, Insecta, Coleoptera, Staphylinidae. The coding region runs from base 734 to 1681 and encodes 315 amino acids. The transcript has 5 exons.
GUCGCACUCUCUCGGUCACUGGAGUAGCGCCGCGCCGGUCGCGACGGUCAUCUGCGCCUCGCCGUCAAUCAAAACUGACGAAACGAAGACCCAAAACGACGACAAGUACGAAAGUAACGAAGAUUCGCUCAAGUCGCUCGCGUUGCACACACGUAAGUCAAGUGCGGUUUGACUUAAGUAAGGAACGCGCGACGAGCCGCGACCUAUUCGGUUGGCACUCGUCGUCAAAGUCGCGUGCGAAACUCUUUAAAACAUGUGAAGCUCAAAUGUUAAGUGACUUAAGUGACAUUAUGGGGAAUUGAAGAAAUUAACGGAUUUUGAAACUAAUUUUUGUUUUGCUUUGAGAUAUCAAUCAAUGUUGACAAUCACCGUUAAUUGUUUUGUAUUUGUUCAUCGGGUUUUAAAGUUACAGUAACCAAAUUUUCGGCAGCAACAAAGUUGCAACAUUUGGCGCAGAAUAAAGUUUGAUGUGGACUUGAACGUGUAUAUUCGAAACAGGUGCGAUGGAAGUUAAGUUUUACAAGUUCUUUGCGAACGCGAAAAAAGUGAAAAACUAAAGUGACUUUCAAAGCAAUUUGACUUAAAGUUUUUGAAAUUUUAAGCACGCGUGACUGUCGAUAAAAUUAAAGUGUACGACUUUUAUGUGGUGCUAAAAUAUCAUCGGAGUCGGUCCCAGCUGGAAUCUCUAUCGUAAGAAAAUAGCGCUCAAGAUAAGUUGAUUUAACACGUGAAAAUGUACAGUGGAAAACUGAAACCUUGGUUUUAUGGCACAAUACUUUUAUUUUUGCUUGUAAAUACUCCAAUAAUUGUCAAAUCGCAUUCGGUGCACAAAAAAUUACCAAAUAUUCAAGAAGAAGACAAAUCAACGAAUCAUGCACAUUCAAGACAAAAACGUUUAUUAUGGAUAACAUCAGAUGGCAGGUUGGCAUUACCACCGGGAACUACGCUUGUCAUCACGCCAUCUUUAUCGCUGCCGUUUGUGCGCUAUCCACCAGAUGGCUUCUUCUCAAAUAUGACAAUAAGUCUUCCAUUUACAAUUGAUUUUAAUAAACUAGGUUUAACUGACAAUGAAAAUCCCUACGGUGUUCUGCCACCGAUAUUUGCUCGAUCAAUGGGUAGAGCAGCAGGCAACAUGUUGGGAGAGUACGUUAUGAAAAUGUUAGAGAGCGCUACUGGUACAACAAGCACUGCUAGUCCGACUGGUAGCACAGAUACAAGGCGUAAACGUUCAACAGAAACGCCUACCCUGAGUGAAAAGCAAAAGGAUAUGUUUCAUGGCGGCGAACGCGCUUUAUUAUACGUUGCCGCACAGGAAUUCAUCCAAAACUUUGGUCUUGAUGGCAAAGCUUGUCUUUUACGAGCGAUUUGUGAAGUGCAAGCGCAUCCGAUGAAUAAUUUUGGUUUGUUUGGGGAAAUGUUGAAGUUAUUUCUAACUGCAAGUAAAUCACCAUAUUCUGUUCUAAUGAAGGAGUAUGUUGAUGCAGAAGAAGCAGGAAAUGGAAAAUCAGGCCCAGCUGAGUGUUGGCCGUAUUUAAAAGAUUGUCCAAAGAGUUUAUUUGUGCAGAAUCACAAUAAAUAUAGCAAAAACCAAGAAAUGGAUGAUACAGAAGUCCAAGAUGGCGAUGAGGUCGCCAUUUUAAACAAUGAAGUUACCUACGAUCCGAAUCACGUCAGCGAAUAAUAACAUUAUGGAUUAGUAUUAAUAUACACACGCUGAUUUUAGUCAUAACCUUAAAUUUUAUUUGUGUAAUUAUAAUUUUAAGCCGUGCAAAGAUAGUCGUAUUGUUUAUUUAUUGAGAAUGGCUGCACACGUGUUUGGAAAGUCAUUUUAUGUGUUAUAUUUAUUUCGAAAAUUAAAACAUAUCCAGUCUUAA